Molecule: messenger RNA, 895 nt
Organism: Episyrphus balteatus (marmalade hoverfly)
Lineage: Eukaryota; Metazoa; Arthropoda; Insecta; Diptera; Syrphidae
Product: endocuticle structural protein SgAbd-6-like
Exons: 2
Coding region: 465-803 (112 amino acids)
Cellular component (GO): chitin-based extracellular matrix
Molecular function (GO): structural constituent of chitin-based larval cuticle
Source: RefSeq, a predicted model, not a curated record
AUCCAUUUAAGGUCGUCAAAUUGACUUCGAUCAAUAAAAAUCAAAAAAUAAAAAUAAAUUAUUUAGAUCCAAAAAUUUUGUUUAUGACUUUGUUCCCAAAGUCGUCCGGUGGCAAUACUACCCGUAUUUACAUUUGACAAAAAUUUUUAUCAAGCCACAAAAAAAUAAAAAUAAAAAAACAGGAAUUCCCUUCAUGAUUAGAAUUAUUUUGUUGCAGAUUGUAUUUUUUCAAGAACUCCAUUCGAGUCGACUGAUCUAGUCAGACAAACUUGGCGUAUCUAACUGGUAGGCUAUAGCUGUCGCAAGCACAAUUCAAGUGGGUGGAACGUCAAAAGAAAACAACCGUCUUUCUAUAUAUUUAGACUACCAGGACCAGGUGGGGUCUUAUUUCUAGACGUGAUCUCCUCCAUUGAGCACACCCGCUCCCAGCUCCACAACCAUAUCCACUGAACCUAUAUACUGUCAUGAAAUUCACAGCUGCUGUUUGUCUGAUCGCUUUGCUAGCAGUGACAGUUUCUGUCACCGCAGCACCUAUUGACGAUUCAAAGAGUGCGGUGAUCAAUGAAUAUGACAAUGACAACAUCGGUGUGGAUGGAUACAAGUUCUCUUUUCUUACCAGCGAUGGAACAUCACGGAAGGAAACCGCCAUUUUGAAGAAUAUCGGCACCGACGAAGAAUCGAUUUCGGUUGAGGGAUCUGUUAGUUGGGUUGCGGCUAAUGGACAGGUUUAUAAACUAACCUAUAAAGCCGAUGAGAAUGGUUACCAACCGGAAGGCGACCAUUUGCCUAAAUUGGACGACUGAGUAAAAUAGACAAAACAAAAUAAAUGGGACUGUAGACUGUGGUGUGUUUUUGUGUGAAGAUUAAUAAAUGUUGAUCAAAAAUUGUUGAAAAA